This is a messenger RNA of Suillus fuscotomentosus, 521 nucleotides long. RefSeq lists its product as uncharacterized. NCBI's taxonomy places the organism in Eukaryota, Fungi, Basidiomycota, Agaricomycetes, Boletales, Suillaceae. The record is from RefSeq and is a predicted model, not a curated record. The transcript has a single exon. The annotation marks the transcript as partial.
UUCCGUGUCACAGAAGUCAAACGGAAGGCCUGGUCGUGCUGCUCAUUCACAUAUGAAGUCAAAGCAGAUGGACUUCAGGACUUACUGAUCACCACGGACGAGACCCUAAUUCAAUUCUCGCGCGCAAGACCCAUUCGGCAGACUUUCUUUCUUGUCCGUCCAUGGGAUCGUCGUCUCCUUGGGCUGCCUGAUUUUUCAGAGCAGCUCACCUUUGCAGACGAAGGAGAGAGCGUAGCGGAUUGGUCCGAGUCCCAGUCUGGAUCAGACGACACUGAAGAGUCGUCCAGCAACUCACCUGGAGAAGAGGAGGUGUCAGUUGACUUGGAUGUUCACUCACAAUCAUUGCGUUUGAUGGUUCACCUUGGGCAGGCUUUCAGCGCACUUUUGUUAGCGCAGCAACACGUUGGAGAAUACAAGAGGGUUGCAUCGGACCAAUAUAUCAUUGCGCAGAUGAAAGACCCGGCUUCGAUUGACAUUACGAACAUCAAGACCCUAGACAUAUUGUAGCUGAAUGGUUUUUU